Molecule: messenger RNA, 2286 nt
Organism: Sclerotinia sclerotiorum 1980 UF-70
Lineage: Eukaryota; Fungi; Ascomycota; Leotiomycetes; Helotiales; Sclerotiniaceae
Exons: 8
Coding region: 1-2286 (761 amino acids)
Source: RefSeq, a predicted model, not a curated record
AUGUUGUUAUUGUACCACCUUGUUACCCAUAUUCUUCCCUUGAGCUUGUUCUUAGAUGCAGCUCUUGGCCAUCGGGUUCAUCGCCGAGACUCCGCUGCCGCGGCUAAUGGGCCACAAUCAGAAUCAGUUGCAAUCACCAAUGGUCAGGCUAUUAUGACAUCGACAGUGCCUGCAGCACCUCUCGCUACACUAUCCAUUGGAAAGGUAGCUGUCCUUGCCAAUACCACAGCUGCCACAGCCCCUAAGGCAGAGCUUGUAGCUGUCGAUGCAGUUGAUACUGUCAGCAGUAAAGUUCUUAUCAUUGCACGGGAUACAGUCUCCGCAUACUCUGCUUGGAGUGGACUUAAUGAUCGAGGAAUUCCAUAUGAAACCUUGAUUGUUCCUGCAGCUGGUGUAGCACUACCGGCCUUGAACAGUUCAGAAACGCAAGGCAAUUAUGGCCUCAUCGUUGUGAUGUCAGAAGUGAGCUACUCCUACACCGGCUUGGGAUACCAAAGUGCAUUAACAGCCGAUCAAUGGCAAGCACUCUACAAUUACCAAGUCUCCUUCCGAGUUCGGAUGGUAAGGCUUGACUCUUAUCCGUCCGCUGCCUUUGGUACACAGGCUUUAGGAGCUUGUUGCGGUGAUGGUGUUGAGCAGCUUGUUCACAUUUCCGAUAACUCGGCAUUCCCUAAGGCGGGACUCAGAACAGGUGCUACCAUGAGUACCAAGGGAAUUUAUCACUAUCCUACUCAAAUUAUAAACUCCACGUUGGCAAAAGAGUUUUUACAACUUGGUGCUUCCUCCGAUGGCCAAUUUACUACUGCGAGCACAGCAGGCGUCAUUAAUAACAUUGAUGGCAGAGAACAAAUGGUCUUUUACGUUCCAUUCUCCACUGAUUGGGCUGUAACCUCUGUAUGGUUGCAACACGCUUGGAUCGACUGGGGUACAAGAGGCCUUUAUACUGGAUACAGAAGAGCACUAUUACCUACACAGAUUGAUGAUAUGUUUUUGGAGUCAGACAUUUAUUCGCCCACUGGAACGACCUACCGUAUUGGCACGGAUGAUUUGGCACAACAUAUUACUUUUAUGCGCACGAUCAAUUCCAAGUUAAAUGCUGGAAGCAACUGGUUUAUUGAAGUUGGUCACAAUGGCAACGGAAACAUCGAAAAAUCUGAUGAACUCAACAACGGUGGAAAAACCUGUAGUCCUGGACCUAUUGAGUAUGGUGAACAGAUAGAUACACCGCUGGAAUGGGUCAAGCCUCUUGGAACGGGAACCAAUAUCUGGCCUUCCACAGCGGGUCUCUAUCCCAAUUACAGCUCAACGUGCAUGGACAAGGACCCUUUGCUCCAAUGGUGGACUACUCCCUCUAAUCUUAAUGCUUAUGCACACGUAUCCCACACGUUCACUCAUGAGGAUCAAAAUAAUGCGACAUAUUCCGAUGUAUAUAAAGAAAUCACUUGGAACCAGGCCUGGCUCGCUGCGACUGGAAUUGCUAAUGCCGAAAAGUUUGCUUCGACAGGACUUAUCCCGCCCGCCAUCACAGGACUUCAUAACGGAGAUGCGCUUAGGGCUUGGAGUGACAAUGGUAUCACACAUGUAGUUGGAGAUAACACUCGACCGGCACUUCUAAACCCUAACAAUGAACAUUGGCCUUUGUUCACUACUGUUGCAGCUAACGGUUUUGCCGGCAUUCAGAUAACUCCUAGAUGGGCGACUAAUAUUUACUACAACUGUGACACGCCUGCUUGUACUGUCUUGGAAUGGAUCAACACCAGUGCCGGAUCGGGUGAUAUUAACACUCUCCUUGAGAUCGAGAAACAGACAAACGUCAGGCAUUUGCUGGGUCUUCACCACGAUGCCUUCAUCAGGUUCCAUCAAGCCAAUUUGCGCUACAAUGGAGGAGCAACAUACACUAUAAAUGGAGUGACGGCAAAACUCUCGCUGUUCAUGGCUUGGGUUGAGACUGUGACGCAAGAAUUUGUUCGAUUGGUUGACUGGCCUCUUAUCUCCUAUAAACAUGAUGAUCUUGCUGCCGUGUUUCUCAACCGCAUGACCCGAGACGCUUGUGGGGCCAGCUUGUCAUAUCAACUCGACAUCACUUCCUCAUCAAUCACUGGCUUCACGCUCUUCGCAAACGGUGACACCUGUUCAACGCCAAUUCCUGUCACGCUUCCUGGCCCGGUCACCGACACGCAAGGAGCCACUGUCGAGCAGAUUGGCAGUGACCCUACAACUUUGUGGGUCACUUUGUCAGGCUCACCCGUCAGCUUUACUCUAAGCACUCCACUUCCAAUAGUGUAG